AUGACAGCGCCAGACAGCGAAAACUACCAAAUCUUCCGCGACUGCGUAUCGAGCGCAAUCGUCGCGAAAUUCUCUCCGACACCUCGAACCAAGAAAGCGCGACGUCCGCGCACAACCCCGCGCCAGAAGUCCAGCAGUCGAGCAGACCCAAAACCGGAUGCAGAACAAGUCCAACAAAAUGAGUUCACUAGAACGGAUCCAGAAGACCUGGCCGACUUUAUCGACUUCAUAGCCACAGAAACCUUCCCAUCACUCCAACCACCCUCACUCCAAACCCUCACCUACGACCCCAACACCGACUUCACAAGCGACAAAGAAUACAGCCCACAACACCUCGCCGAAAGGACCUCGCACACCCUACCCGCCUCCAUCACAGAUACCCUAACAGCGUACGCAGUCAUCGAAUCCGCGUCCGACAUUCCCUAUUUCCUCGCGCCGAUACUAGGCGAGUACGUAGCGUCGGUGACGAAGCCGCCGCCAGUGUGGGCGACUACGCGCACGGAUGCGUGCGAGAUCUGUGAGCGGGAUUGGAUUCCGCUGUCGUAUCAUCAUUUGAUUCCGAGGAGUGUGCAUGCCAAGGUGGUCAAGAAGGGGUGGCAUGAGGAGUGGAGGUUGAAUAGUGUGGCGUGGUUGUGUCGGGCGUGUCAUAGUUUUGUGCAUCGCAUGGCGAGUAAUGAGGAGCUGGCGAGGGAGUGGUUUACUGUUGAGAGGAUUUGUGAGAGGGAGGAUGUGAUGGAUUGGGCGAGGUGGGUGGGGAGGGUGAGGUGGAAAGCUAGGUAG
This is a messenger RNA of Aspergillus tubingensis, 780 nucleotides long. Its product is annotated as HNH endonuclease. The transcript has 2 exons. The coding region runs from base 1 to 780 and encodes 259 amino acids. The record is from RefSeq and is a predicted model, not a curated record. Lineage: Eukaryota; Fungi; Ascomycota; Eurotiomycetes; Eurotiales; Aspergillaceae.